This is a messenger RNA of Amblyraja radiata (thorny skate), 3101 nucleotides long. It is a transcript of the gene wasf1, whose product is annotated as WASP family member 1. Gene Ontology annotation, molecular function: actin binding; Arp2/3 complex binding; protein kinase A regulatory subunit binding. Gene Ontology annotation, cellular component: lamellipodium; cytoskeleton; SCAR complex. NCBI's taxonomy places the organism in Eukaryota, Metazoa, Chordata, Chondrichthyes, Rajiformes, Rajidae. Gene Ontology annotation, biological process: positive regulation of Arp2/3 complex-mediated actin nucleation; actin cytoskeleton organization. The record is from RefSeq and is a predicted model, not a curated record.
CAGGGACGGUUCCAAGCCAAGCGCGAGCCGCAGCCGGGCCGCGCGCCGCUGGCUGGGUGAGGGGGGGGAGAGAAGCAGCGGCGCCGGCACCGUCAAGCGGGUUGGUUGUCCGUUAAUGGAUGGGCAUCGUCUCUGAACUCGGUAAAGGCGGGCAGUGGGAGCCCCUGGAGAGAGUGAGCCGGCCCGUGGCUGAGUGGGGACGUCCCCCAUACCCCCUCGGCGGAGGUGGGCCGUUCCCGCUGUUGUUAUCGAGACCGAUGUAAACUUGGGGCGGACCGGCUCGAGACAACGAACGACGCGGACCGGCUAGAGACAAUCUCCACGGGGGGUGGGGAGAGGGAGGGACUGUGAGGGCCAGGCGGACCGGUUAGAGGCAACGUCCGCGGGGCCAGGAGGAUCAACUGGAGGCAACAUCCGCGGACCGGCUAGAGGCAACGUCCGCGGGCCAGGUGGACCGGCUAGAGGCAACGUCCGCGGGCCAGGCGGACCGGUUAGAGGCGGCGCGACCGAUCGGCUAACGAGGGCAGGCAGAGCUGCCGCGCCUCUUCACACAACUGGACAGUUUUGCCGCUGGAGCCGAGCCGGGUUUGUUGCUCCGUAACUUUAAUUCAGAAUGCCAUUAGUGAAGAGGAACAUUGAGCCAAGAUAUCUGUGCCACACAGUACUGCCAGGGAGUAUCCGUAAUGAAUUGGAAUGUGUCACAAACAUUUCUCUCGCAAAUGUAAUCCGACAGUUGAGUAGCCUCAGUAAAUAUGCAGAAGAUAUAUUUGGAGAGCUCUUCAAUGAGGCUCAUAGCUUCUCCUUCAGGGUUAACUCCCUGCAGGAACGUGUGGACCGCCUCUCCGUUAGUGUGACCCAGCUGGAUCCUAAAGAGGAAGAAUUGUCACUACAAGAUAUCACCAUGCGGAAAGCCUUUCGAAGCUCCACCAUUCAAGACCAGCAACUCUUUGACCGCAAAUCGUUACCCAUUCCACUGCUGGAAACGUACAGCACCUGUGAGAAACCUCCGCCUCUCAACAUCCUUUCUGCGUACAGAGACGAUGGUAAAGAUGGCUUGAAGUUCUACACAAAUCCGUCGUAUUUCUUCGAUCUGUGGAAGGAAAAGAUGCUUCAGGACACUGAAGAUAAAAGGAAAGAAAGGAAACAAAAGCAGAAACCAAUCGAUCGUCCUCGAGAACCGGACAAAAUGCCUAGAGCUCCUCAGGACAGGCGAAAGGUGUGGGAGAAGCAAGCGCCAGGCUUGGAACUUGCUGCUGAUGGAGACUUUCCACAGAAAAACAGAGAUAAUAUUAAUGGGCCACCAAUGUACCCCGAACCAAGGAAGGAAAUAUACAUUGAACAUAACGAGGACCACCUUGACCACCUUGUACAGUCCACGGUCCCCUUCAGACACAUUACCGAAAAUCCCAGUGGCUUAAGUGACAAAUUCUUUGUGUCCAGACCACAUGAGCCACCGCCACCACCGCCAGUACAGACGGCAGUCGACAUGAAGCCCGUCCAUCCAGCUUUUAGUUCCAAUUCCGAGCUGAUGGACCAUCGACUGAGAUCGCCAGCGACGAGCAAGGCCACGGUUUUUGUCAGCCCAGCCGUCCCACCUCCCCCUCCUCCCCUGCCGCCACCCCUGCCGCCUCUCCCUCUCACUGCCCCUGGGGCUUCAGUCAAAGUGGCUGGCAACCCUCCACCUGCCUCCCAGCCCAUGGUGUCGAUGCCCCCGGCCACUCCUCUCCAGAUUGCCCCAGGGGUGCUCCACCUGGCAGCUCCCCCCAUCGCUCCCCCCUUAAUAAAGCCCGUCCUCCCCGUCUCCGACAUGGUGCCCAUGGUUGACAUGACCACCUUCCCGGCUCAGUCCAACGGAGGGCAGGGGCUUCCUCCUCCGCCACCGCCCCCACCACCUCCGCCGCCCCCCUCAGGCCCAGCGGACCUUCUCGCCGCUCGGAGGGCCCGUCCCCCGCCCCCUGGACCCCCUCCCCCGCCCUCCUUCGGUUCGAGACCCACUCUCCCCUUGGCCCCACCAUCGUCUCCUUCGCAAGCCCACCCAGGGUCUGAUUCCAAGCGCCACCCAUCUUCUCUGCCGGUGAUAAGUGAUGCCAGGAGUGUUCUUCUCGAAGCCAUUCGCAAGGGCAUUCAACUCCGCAAGGUGGAGGAGCAGCGAGAACAAGAGGCAAAGCAUGAACAGGUUGGGAACGACGUUGCCACCAUCCUGUCGCGCCGCAUCGCGGUGGAGUACAGCGACUCUGAAGACGACUCCGAGUUUGACGAGGUGGACUGGCUGGAAUAGCCGCCUCCCGACAGCGUGGAGCUCACUCCUCUCAUUCAUUGUGGUACUCAGUCCAUGGGAAUGUAUCACACAUUUCAUAAGGGGGUCAUCGGGGUGGGGGGGGGGGGGGGGGGGGGGGGGAUGGGGUUUGUAUUUGUAAUACUGAACUUAACGGAGAAUUGAUAGCAGUUUUCUGGGAAGGAGAGGCAUAACUAAUUUUUGGAUCACCCGUACAUUACCUUUCUUCAUUCAGGCUGGUGUUUGUGUGAUGAUUACAGUUCUGUGGAGAGCGUGUAUUUUUUUUUAAACAAAAAAAAACAAACCACUAAGUAUUAAAAUUGGGACACCCUGCAUUGCCACAAGACCCAGUUUUGGGAAUCCUGUGCUUUUGUCUGAAUGCACUGGACUUUGAGGUAAAUGUACUUAUACUUGUACUUGGAGGACAGCUCGAACUCGUACUGUUGAAUCACAUUCGAAGCACUAUUUGUAAGCUAUAUAAGUCUUGCAAUGCAGCUGUUUCAGAGUGGAGAGAGAACCGGCCCUUGUAGAAAACAUUCCCCAGGUCAGUUGUAAACAAACCAUAUGCACUAAUACUCCUUCAUGAGUAAAUGGACUGCCUGUAAUAAAUAGAAGUCUUUGAUACAUUGUUGUGACAUGCCUUACUCUUAACAUUAAUAAUUUAAAUACAACUCAUUUUUGGUUGAAUGUACUAUUUUGCCUGCACAUGUGUUCAUCUGUGGAAACUACUGACUAGAAGACACUACAUUACCUAUUUAACUGCAAGUGAUACAAAUGCGUUUUCUGGCAUUUACUGUAUUUAAUAAAUCGAUUUGUUUGAAAUCUC